AUUGAGGAUCAGUUGCAUUUUGAGUGUGUUCCUGAGAAGGUUACUUCCUUGUGUUGCCUCUGGAUUUUUUCUUUACCACUCUUCUGUGUUGUAAUGGCUACUGAUAAAUGUUCUACAUCAAAGAAACUUAAGUGAAGUGAAGUGAGGUUCAGUUCUGCCUGCUGCAUGAGCUUUUCCCACUGCUAUUAGCUGUAGUGUGUGUGUGUGUGUGUGUGUGUGUGUGUGUGUGUGUGUCUUUCCUUGAGGCAGUUCUCUCUCACACACUUUUAGCACUCAGGAUGUUCAGCAGUUUAUCACCUGCUGCAGUUGAAUGUUUUAUGACAGAUUUCCCAUAAGUCCGUUUGGCCAGCAGGGGUGGAUCUAUGUUUUUUUCUCUUUCUUAUAAAAUGUGAUAAGGUGUGUACACUGAUGACCUUUGCCUUCAGAAUCUACAGACAAACCCAUUCUCCUGUCUGUACACACACACACACACACACACAUUCCUCUCUAUGGACUUUCAUCUGAUUCUUCAUGGUUAGCUCAGCAUAUCACCUUCAGGAACAACCUCUAUCUCUCACACAGUUGCAUGAACACAGUGUGAGGACACACAAGUAGAGCAACUUAAACACCAGGACUCUGAGCAGAUCCACAAAGAAGUAUUCACUCCAUGUUUGUACACACCACCACAACCUUUUAGUGGAGUCACUUAGCUGUGAAAACACCACGCCCUGCUGAGGAGGUGCUGAAGAGGUGCUGAGGAGGUGCUGAGAGUGAAGAUGUUCCACAGCAGCAGUUCAUACAGUUAUACAGGCUCCUUGCAGUCCAAUUAUUCUUCAGAUGAAACAGCAUCUGAAAGCUCCAGUUUAUCCAGACCCAGUGCUAAAGCCAUCUAUGUGCGCAGAAAGGAAUAUGCCCAGUCCAUGAACAAACAGCUGGCCAAGUUUCAGUACAGGGUAGAGCACCUUUUCAACUGUGAGCUGGAUGGUGUGGAGGUCUCUGGACUGCAGGACUGUGUGGAGCGUUUGAAGCUGUUGGAGAUGAUGGGGCGUGUGUGGGGACAGGAAAUGAGCCUGGAGGUGGACACUGGAAAUUUGCUGCUAAGAGACAUUGAGACUAAAGAGGAGUUGGACUGUGUUCCUCUGCUCAGUGUGUUGGAGGUCACAGCACUGUUGGACUCGUGUGUGUUUAACUCUCUGCUGAUGAUCUCAGUGUGUGAGGGACAAACCAGCAAUGUAUUCAUGUUCCAGUGUGACUCUCUAAGAGCUGAUUAUAUAAAGCGAGAUCUGGAGCGAGCACUACAGCACGCCAACACCAUGACCAAUACCAGUGAGCGACUUGGGACCCAGAUGAGAAAUAACAGAGACAGGGGUUUGGAUGAGGAUGGGUGGACUCAGCAGCAUCCCUUUCCUGAAGAAUGGAUCACUCAAGAUUACAGCCAGACCCUGCCUCCUCCUGCAACUCCGCCCAUAAGCAUACGAAAACAACUGUCCAACAGAGCAGAGCCACUGACUCCGCCCCCUUCAUCAGUCCCACCUGCUCCUAGCUCCGCCCCCUACACAGAGAGAGACAGGAAUGUGGAUGUCCUGAAUCAUCUGAUCAGUGAUAUUGAGCAGUGUGUCAUUCUUGCUCUUGCUGCAGCUCCCAAAGCCGACAAAAAGAAGAAGAGGAAGAAAACUCUUAAAGGAUUACCCUCAGAGGAGGAGUUUAAAAUUUGCCUGCAGAAAAUCAAAAUGGCCUUCAACCUAUUGGCGAGACUCAAUGGACAGAUUCAGUCUCCCAGUGCUCCAGAACUCGCACACUGCCUGUUCUCCACACUAGAAAUGGUAAAGACAGAAGUGAGCCAAUUAGAUGAUCUCCCAGCGUGUGUUGUUGUGCCGUUGUUGGAGCCGGAGUGUGUGCGAUUUAUGAGUGAGGAGGCAACACAGGAGGAGGACCAGCUGUGGCAGUCUCUAGGAGAUGCCUGGAACAUUCCUAGGACUCAGUGGCCAGAGAAUGAAGAUAUUCCCACCUUCACUCCAGUGUUUGAUGAUGGUUGGGAGCCACCUGGGAUCACACACACUGAGCAAAAAACAUUCAACCAAAAGGCGAGCCAGAAUUCCCCCCCAGGACAGAGGCUUCACACACUUCAGAGAGCACAUAGCAGUACCACCUCCUCCUCCUUCUCCUCCACUUCCUCCACCACCUUUACCUCAUCUACCUCCUCCUUCUCCUCCACCACCUCCCCUUUAUCUCAUAUACCUCCUCCUUCUCCUCCACCACCUCCACCUUUACCUCAUCUACCUCCUUCUUUACCUCCUCAUCCUUCUCCUCCACUUCCUCCACCACCUCCCUUUACCUCAUCUACCUCCUCAUUUACCUCCUACUUCUCCUCCACUUCCUCUACCAUCUCCCCUUUACCUCAUCUACCUCCUCAUUUACCUCCUACUUUUCCUCUAAUUCCUCCACCACCUCCCUCUUUACCUCAUCUACCUCCUCAUUUACCACCUCCUCCUACUUCCUCCACUUCCUCCACCACCUCCCUUUACCCCAUCUUCCUUCCCCACGCUCCCUUUACCUCAUCUACCUUCUUCUUUACCACCUCCUCCUUCUCCACUUGCUCCACCACCUUCCGUUUACCUCAUCUACUGCCUCCUUUACCACCUUCUCCACUUCCUCCACCACCUUCCCUUUACCUCAUCUACCUUCUCCUCCACCACCUCCCUUUACCUUAUCUACCUCCUCCUUUACCACCUCCUCCACUUCCUCCAACACCUCUACUUCUACCUUUACCUUAUCUACCUCCUCCUUCUCCUCCACCACCUCCCCCUUUACCUUGUCUACCUCCUCCUUCUCCUCCAUCACCUCCCCCUUUACCUCGUCUACCUCUUUCUUUACCUCGUCUACCUCUUCCUUUACCAUCUCUUCCUCCUUCUCCUCCACCACCUCCUCCUUUACCACCUUCUCCUCCUUCUCCUCCACUUCCUCCACCACCUCCUGCUCUAUCUCAAGUCAAUCCCAUGCUCUUUGACUGUGUGUGUGUGUGUAGCUCUGAGGACAUGCCACUAAGCUGCAUGCGUGUGCUGUAUGACUUCAGAGCUAGAAAUGGCAGAGAACUCAGUGUGAUGAAGGGCGAGAUGGUGCAGGUUUUAGAUAUGUCUAAGCGUUGGUGGAAGGUGAGAAAUGAUUGUGGUGAAGAGGGUUUUAUUCCCAAUAAUGUUCUGAAGUCCACUGAAGAUGAAGAGACACAGCGGGUUGAGUCUAACCCAGUCCUGACCAGGAAGUCUCGGCCAGAGGAGGUGAAGGCCUGGCUGGAGUACAAAGAGUUCGGCAACAUCACCGUGCGCUGUCUUGGGGGUCUCAGUGGUGGGAUGCUGUUGGGAAUGACGUUAGAAGAGUUGAAGAUUGUUUGUCCAGAAGAAGGAAGGCGAGUGUUUUACCAACUACAGAAUGUCAAAUCGGCACUAGCUCUUGCCAAAGAAGUGAGUCCGCUGAAUUGAGAAUACAAAAGGAGGAAGAUGAGAUACUACAAUGAUUAUACACACUCACACACACACACAGGUAUGCUGGUGUGUAGUGUAACACUGCUGGAUGUGUGUAUGUGGAGCUGAGUCUGUAACAGAGCCAUGAACUUUAUACUGUAAUAAUCUACACUAGUGACACUGAACUCUAAUAAAGUGUACAAGAACCCA
Silurus meridionalis is the source of this 3647-nucleotide messenger RNA. RefSeq names its product EPS8-like 3a (gene eps8l3a). The transcript is spliced from 21 exons. Gene Ontology annotation, molecular function: actin binding. Gene Ontology annotation, cellular component: ruffle membrane; plasma membrane; vesicle. Gene Ontology annotation, biological process: positive regulation of ruffle assembly; Rho protein signal transduction; regulation of Rho protein signal transduction. NCBI's taxonomy places the organism in Eukaryota, Metazoa, Chordata, Actinopteri, Siluriformes, Siluridae. The coding region runs from base 756 to 3455 and encodes 899 amino acids. The record is from RefSeq and is a predicted model, not a curated record.